GCCUAGCAACAUGUUUCAUAAACAAACAAAAUUUUUAAAAUGCAUAAAUCGAUAUUGCCCGGUAUGCACAGCCACGAAAACAAGGAUAUGUUGGAUUAAUUUCAGUGAUGUCGAAAGAAAAUAAUAACUUACGAUUAUUAGGUUCGCCUGUUAAUCUUUCCUAUAGAAGUAAGAAGAGGGAAGACAAAAGAAAUAACAGAAACCGACCGCGAUCAGCGUUACAGAAUUCUUCGGCACCGGAUUAUCAAGAGAGAUAUAAAAGACCUUUCUCUGCAGAUACUAAGGAUAGAGCACCUUCUACCAGAUCAUUUUUCAAAGUAUUUAGUGCAGAACUUUUACAAUCAUAUAACAACUCUCCUCUAACAGUGAAAGUUUUACCACCCACAGAAGAGUUACUCGGCAGUUCAAAAAACUUUGAAAAGCAAAUUACAAAAAAGGACAAAGAUAUUUGCAGCAAUGCUUCAGAUUACGGUUCUGAAGACACAUUCAUUAGCUUAGGAACUAAGAUAAAAGCCAAAGCUCAAUUGGGACCAAAAAACAGAAAUAAUAAUUCUAAAAAUGCUCUAAAAUAUAAGAACAAUACAAAGAAAAAUCGUAAAGCAAUGGAUGCUAGUGCAAAUUCUAGGGUUUCUCCUAGCGAUAACUAUGGCCUGGAAGUCACUAUUACAGAGAGACCAAGAUCAACGUCACCCACUAGGUACAAGGAUAUGUUUGAAAUGAGAUCUUUGUCACCUACCUUUAGAAAUAGACCUUAUGAGUCUUACUUUCUACCAUUAGAUAGUAAUAAAAGACCUUGUGAGGGCAACUUAGAAGAAAUUGAUCCUGCAUUUAAUGGUCCUUCUACAAAUGAAGUAGAAAAUUAUUCUCGCCGUCUCUUGCAAACAAGACAACAAUUGUCUUUAGUGGAAGAAGAAUCCACACAAGAUUUAGAUAGUAAUAUUUCUCAACAUAUGCUUAGCCUGCCUCAGGAUGAUGUUAGACAGGAGCGUAAUAAGGAAAAUGAUGUUGAUAGAAAUUUCACUAAAAACUAUUUAGGACAUUCUAGUACUCACAAGGUUGAAGAAACUCAACAACUUGUGAACGGAUCGUACACAUAUAGGACAUUUUUAAAUGAUUUUCACCCAAAUGUCAUGGACAAAGUCAAGACAACAAGCACAAUGAUCCCAACAGAUGCAUCUUCAAAAGACUCUGGGUAUCCAGAUAGCGGAACAAAGGAUGACAAACCAUAUAACAUACAGAAUUAUUCCCUUCCAUCAACAUCAUUUAACGUUAACUCUAAUGGAAAUGGACAUCAACCAAAGAGUUUUGAUAGUACAUCCUCUUCGAAAGAUUCAAAUUAUAAAGAGAAUUCAAAUGACAAGAAUAAAAUAGAGCCUUUAAAUCACAGUAGACUGCUAUAUAAGGAUUUUUUUCUCAAGAAAGAAGGUCAUGUAGCACUACCACCGCAAAAUACACCAAAAAAGGAUGAUAAUACCCCGGAAUCGAGUGAACCAACAAGCUCAAAAAUAGAUGAGGAAAACACGAAUUUAGACUAUCCACCGUACCUUUUGAACAGUACGACAAAAGCAUAUACUUCAAAAGUUAUUGAAGAUUACAAAAAGGAAUUAGCUGCUAUUAAUACGUUGCAUGAACUUACUCUAAAAGAUAUUAAGACGGAUGCAGUAUCACCUACUCCCCUUAAUAUUAACGAAAUGUUUGAACAGUUCUCCACUAACAUGUCACAUAACAGGCGAGAUGACUGUGGUAACUCCAGCUCUAAUACUAAUGACGAUUCACAAUCAAAAGACAAAAACUCAUUUGAUCAAAAACAAGAAGAUAUAUCAAAAGUAACAACAAAAGAAUUGAUUCAGAAUUAUUUUAAAGUUAAAGGAGAUUACAAGCCAGAAAACAUGCCGAAGAAUAUAAAAAAAUUUGAUAAAAAAUUAAAUAACAUGCUAUCUAAAAAUGAAGAGAAUUCUGGUUACAAAAGAUUCUGGAAUAACAAAAACGCGAAAAACAAUACUGAUAAAACUGCUUCUGUCACAAAAAAUCCCGGUCAAAGGAAUUUAUUCACAAUGAAAACUCCGUUAAGUGCAAGAACGGAUAACAUUCAAACGGAUAAAGACAUAGAAUCUUGGAUGUCCAUGUCAGCUCCUUCGCCUAGAAUACUCGAAAUUGAUACCGAAGUAACAUCUAUUGCUACUGCUCCAGAUCAACCUCCAAGUGGAGCUAAAAGUCCAGAAAAAAAUGAAAUAGCCCCAUCAGCGAGCCAAACACAAACAAACAAUGAUAAAGAUAUUCAAAAAUCAAAGGAUCUGAGUUCAAACUCUACAGUGAUGGAUAUUUAUUCAAUGUUAAAAGAGAUUGAGAGUUACGGAGACAACCCAGUCACUUCAGUUGCACAAUGUCAAAUGCCUCAAACACAAGUAAAGGAGGAAGAAAGAUCUCACACACCGAAAGAUAACUUUAUGGAGAUAUUUGAAUUUUUGGAAAAAGUUGAGCAGAGCGCUUCUGAGGCUCUGUCAGUUGUUACUACUACAACGCCUCAAAACAUUCCAAAACUUGAAGCACUCCUAAAACUUCCUCAAACGGAACUAGCCCAGCGUCUGGUCACAGCUUCAUUGCAGUUGGAGGAAAGAUCAUGUUGCAUCGCUCUAUUGCAAGAGAGUCUUGCAAAUCACAAAGAACAGAUGAUAGGCAAAGUCAGCAACCUGGAGAAGCAGUCGCAUCGUAACAUCGCGAAAGUGAAGCAGGAGUGUGAAGAGACAAUCAAGAGGCAUCAGAAUUUCAUCGAUCAGCUGAUAAACGACAAGAAAACGCUGAACCAUCGUAUAGAAGAGUUGGUGGAUGAGAGACGGUCGCUCGAGGAGAGAUGGAAGCGAUCGGCUCAAGCCCUGGAAGAGAGAUACAAGUUGGAGUUGAGGAAUCAACACGACAAGAUGGCCGCCGCCCAACAGGUGGCCAGACAGCGCUGGGUGCGACAGAAGGCUGAGAAGAUUAAGGAAUUAACGGUGAAAGGUCUAGAAGGGGAACUUCGUGAAAUGGCGGAGAGGCAACAGAAGGAGAUAUCGGAUUUGAAGAUGUUCCACGCUGAGCAAAUUGGCAAGUUGAACGCGAAGCGUGCGAGCGAGAUGGAAGAUCUGAGACGCACGCUCGAGACAGAGAAGGAAGAGGCUCUGGUUAAAGAGAGGCAGUUGGCCAGCUCUAGACUUGAAAAACAAAUACUGGAACUGGAGGUAUCCUACCAAGAGCAGCGGACACGACUCAUUGCGGAGAUGAGGGCAGAAAACGAGAGAGUUGCACAGGAGUUGAGUGAAAGAGAGAGAACGCAGAGGGAAGAGUUCGAAAAAUGGCGGACAGAGCAAGAGCGUUUAUUAGAGAAGAAAAGAGAAAAUGUCGAAGCGGAGAUAACGAAAGAGAAGGAAAUAUUACAGGAACGAAUGAAUCAAAAGCGCAUUGAAUUAGAAGAAGAAUUCGAAAAGUACAAAAGGGAACACGAAGCGGAACAACAGAUUGCACUGAAGAGGAAAGUGACGGAGAUAUCGGCGCAGCAUAAGCUAGAAAGAGAUAGAGAAAUAGAGAAGGCCAUAGAGAGUAUGGAAGCAGAGGCGCAAGCCGGGAGGAAGGAGUUGCAAGAUGCUUUGAGAAGAAAUAAGGAGCACUACGAGACUGAAUUAAAGGAAUUAGCGGAAACGGAACAAGCCACGCUGAAGCGGUACCAAGACGCGCAGGCAAGGAUACGCCAGCAGGAUGACAAAUGUGCAGAGUUAGAGGUGGCCAUAAGUCAAUUAGAAACAAGAAACAGAGUAUUGACAGAGAACAAUAUUCAACUAGAGGGUCGCGCUGAAGAAAUUAAAUCGAGCUGCGAACAAACAUGGCGGACGAAAGUGGAGAGCCUGCAGAAGGAAAUGGAAGAGUUGAGAAAGACUCACGAAGAGCAGAUGCACCAGUUGUAUGCGAAAGUUAAAGUAGCAGUAGCACGCAAGGACUCGGCGAUACAAGCGCUGACCCGGGAGAACGGGAAGUAUCAAGAGAAAGUUACUCUUUUGGAGCAAAAACUGCAGCAACAGAGGAAGGACUUUUUGAAGUCGAAAUAGAUGUGUAUGUUUCGAAAUAUUAUGGGCUCGAAUGAUUCUCAUUUGUAGAAGUUGAAAAUCUGAAGUUCCUAAUCUAAUAAAAUUAACACGAUUUAAAUUCAAUACUAAAGUAAAAGUACAGUGAAUAAUGUAUAAUGUACUGAGAUUCUAUCUUAGCGUUUAAUUGAUAUGGUUACUAACAAAUUUCAGCUAGUCAUUUCAAAAGAAUCUAAUCUAAGUUUUACAUAAAGCUUAACUUUACAUAAAAUUUUGAGUAUAAUUUUAGUGAGCCGAAAAACACCGAGACAGAUGAUUAUGUGUUUGCUCCUAAAGCAAUUGGUUUGGUCUUUCAUUGUUAAUAUUUUAUUUUAUAUAAAUAAUCCUUUGAUCACAUUAUUCAAUACAUAAUGCAAUGGCUUACAAAAACUUACGUCUAAGCGCCAAAAAAAUGCAUUGUUUUCAAAAUCUAAUUCUAAAUAAAAUU
Messenger RNA from Zerene cesonia (dogface butterfly), 4539 nucleotides. RefSeq names its product centrosomal protein of 131 kDa (gene dila). The coding region runs from base 108 to 4076 and encodes 1322 amino acids. The record is from RefSeq and is a predicted model, not a curated record. Gene Ontology annotation, cellular component: centriolar satellite. NCBI's taxonomy places the organism in Eukaryota, Metazoa, Arthropoda, Insecta, Lepidoptera, Pieridae. The transcript is spliced from 16 exons. Gene Ontology annotation, biological process: regulation of centrosome duplication; cilium assembly; intraciliary transport involved in cilium assembly.